UGUUCGGUAACUUUCUCUACUACAUAGUUUACAAACAAUCCCUUGUCUCCAUUGAUAAACUACACUUAAAGUCUCAGAUUUGAGGCAUAAGAAUUCGAACUUCUUGUGGCAUUCCUUCAUUUUCAAAGACACUUUUUUAUUGAAGAUUUUAUUUACCAGUAACGCGUCGACUCCAAUGGCUGAUUUUCACUAUGGAGGGACGGACGAGGAGUCUGCUGAGAUCAAGAAGCUCAAUGCCGAAGUUGUAGGUGCAUAAUUACUUCAAUUCAUCGCGCCUCUGCUAAUCACGCUCUUUUAUAGCUUGAAGAUACGGAUAAUUUCGAGAGUUGGGAAAAACUUGUUCGGGCAGCAGAGACGCUGGAAGGAGGGUUGAAUCGCAAUUCAAGUCCACAAGCGAUUGCGACAACUCGGGAUUCCUAUGAUCGCUUCCUUGCCAAAUUUCCCCUGCUAUUUGGAUAUUGGAAGAAGUAUGCAGACCUGGAAUUCUCCAUAGCUGGCACAGAAGCUGCUGAGAUGGUAAAUUGAAGAUAAAUUGUGUCGCAUUGAGCUAUGUGCUGACACACUCUAGGUUUUCGAGAGAGGCAUUGCCAGUAUCGCAACGUCUGUGGACUUAUGGACGGAUUAUUGUUCUUUCAAGGUGGAGACAAGUCAUGAUCCUGAUGUGAUCAGAGAGUAAGUAUAUAAGAUGCUUUCCUUCCCUUAACACAGCAUCUGCAGCAUAAUCAGGCAGCCACUAUGGGCUACGUUAGGAGUUUUCAUGGCUCACAAACGGUGAGAAAUGCCAACAAAAGCUGUUCAUGUUUGACUCUUCUCACCAACAUGACCAGGACAUCUCUUUCUGCUAUCACACGUUCGCUUUUACCCCGUAUCACUCUGCACACAUUGUCGGCAUGAGGAGGAUAUGAAUAUUUGAAUUUAAGCACAUUGCCCUUCCCGUAUUUGCACUCCUUGCCACCUUUCCAUUCCUCCCCUUUUUGGUCUAUGACAUGCAUCUAACAUCCAAAAUUAGGCUUUUCGAGCGUGGAGCUGUCGCAGUCGGAUUAGACUUCCUUGCGCAUCCUUUCUGGGACAAAUAUCUCGAAUUUGAGGACAGAGUUGAAGCCCAUGACAAGAUAUUCGCUAUCCUGAACCGCGUCGUAAAGAUCCCUAUGCAUCAAUAUGCCAGAUAUUUCGAACGCUUUCGCCAAUUAGCUCACACCCGUCCAUUACAAGAGCUUCUCCCUGCCGAACAACUUGAACAAUUCCGCGCGGAUGUUGUCUCCGAAAAUGCCGGUUUCCAGACGGGACCAAAGGGCGAAUUAGAGAUUGAACGCGACAUCAGAACCAAAAUCGAUAAUUUCCAUCUCGAAAUUUUUGCUCGUACACAGACAGAGACCACAAAACGUUGGACGUACGAGUCUGAAAUUAAGCGCCCUUAUUUCCAUGUCACCGAGCUCGAUAACCAACAGCUUGCAAACUGGCGCAAGUAUUUGGACUUUGAAGAGGCUGAGGGUGAUUAUACCCGUGCUAUUUUCUUAUAUGAGAGGUGUUUAGUAACCUGCGCAUUCUACGAUGAGUUCUGGUUUCGCUAUGCCCGGUGGAUGUCAUCAAAGGAGCGCAAGGAAGAAGAGGUCCGAAACAUAUACCAGCGAGCAAGCACACUCUAUGUGCCAAUCAGCAGACCCGGUAUUAGGCUGCAAUACGCUUAUUUCGAGGAGAUGACCGGCCGUGUCGAUGUUGCAAGGGACAUACAUCAAGCCAUUCUGGAUCGCAUGCCUGGUCAUGUGGAGACAAUAAUAUCGUGGGCCAAUCUUGAACGCCGCCACAAAGGCCUUAAUGCCGCAAUUGAAGUAUAUAAAGCACAGAUCGCUUCGGCAGAACUAGAUAUUUACUCAAAAGCUGCUUUUGUUGUUGAGUGGGCUUUCUUGUUGUGGAAGAUCCAAGGAUCAGUUGAUGAGGGUCGUCAAGUUUUCCAGAAGAACAAACAAUGGUAUCCCGAAAGCCGUCAUUUCUGGACUAAGUACGUGGAGUUUGAGUUGGCGCAGCCCACCAAUUCAGCCUCUGAAGCCGAGCAUCACGAAAGGCUUAAGCAAAUCCACAGUGAUAUGAUUAAGACAUCUAUGAGGUUGGAGACCAAGAAGGAAAUCAGCAAUCUAUACUUGGUGUACUUGAGAGAAAGGGGUUCUAAGGAGACCAUGAAGGAAUUUUUGCAGAUUGACCGUGAAUUGAAUGGGUAAGCAUAUCUUUGCGAACAUAUAGCGUACCAUGCUAAUGGACUAUAGUCCUGUAUCAGUUCAACCUGACUACGUCAAAGCUACUGAAUUGGGAAAAGCGACAGAGAACGGAACGAUUCCUGGCGUUGUCGACACUGCUUCUUUAUUGAAAGGCGAAGUCAGAUAUACCACAUACUUCCAACAACGCAAGCAACCAAUGACAGUUGAUCCUCAAGGCCUCGCAUCGUUUCAUUGAAUUGUAACGUUGCGGCUUGUAAGAAGCAUCAGUGUUGUUGUCGGGUCUUGAUGUGUUCGACCAGACGGCGUGUACAAUAGUAUUCUUAUUAGCAUCCUUAUUGGUCCGGGAUGAAUUCCUCGAUGUUCUUUUCUUUAAACCCCUCGAAUGCUGGAUAAAUUAUACCUUAGCCAGCUUGAUGAUUGGAAUGGUGGCCAUUUGGUAAUAUGUGAAGGCUUGUCUCUAUGUCCUCAUUCCCUUUUAUUACCAUGAUAGAUCCAAAAAGCGGUUUUCAUACACGUGUUUUGGAAUUAUAUAUGCAUGCA
This is a messenger RNA of Sclerotinia trifoliorum, 2753 nucleotides long. Lineage: Eukaryota; Fungi; Ascomycota; Leotiomycetes; Helotiales; Sclerotiniaceae. The record is from the annotation of a GenBank genome assembly.